Eutrema salsugineum is the source of this 692-nucleotide messenger RNA. RefSeq lists its product as uncharacterized. Bases 39 to 470 code for a protein of 143 amino acids. The transcript has 3 exons. The record is from RefSeq and is a predicted model, not a curated record. Lineage: Eukaryota; Viridiplantae; Streptophyta; Magnoliopsida; Brassicales; Brassicaceae.
CACAUUCCUUUCUCAUCUCCUUCAUCUUCACGAAGCUCAUGGACUUCCAUUCCUCAGGCAAAACAGAGAGUGUGGAGGAGACAGUGAUGAUGGAUUACGAUGAAGAAAACAAUCAAUUCGACGUAGAAUUUUGUCCAGUUGAGCAUCCGAUUGAACCGGAAGAAGAAGACCGUCCGGUUAAAUGUCCCGUACCAAUCACAUCUUCUCUCAUCCGCAAUUCAACGGGGAAACCAAAACCGGAUUGGGUCAAACACAGAGCCAGCUGCGAAACUCCGGUUAAUCCACCGCCACGUCAUGUCCGUAACGUACGAAAAAGACACAACUCGGUCUUCGAAGGGAACAACAACUUCUUCACGAGAUCUAUGAUGUCUUCAUCGACUCUUCGAUCUCUUGAUGACGAAACCACAGCUCGGAGAUCUAAUGUCACAAUCUACCGAGUUCGUCAGCAAGUUCACGAGUUCGAGCCGUGAAAAAAUCAAAAACUCUGUGUUCAGAUAUUAAUCGAUCGGUUCUUUUGGAGAUGUUUUCAAGACGGUGGCGAAUCUCUCGGAGAGUGCUUUUUCGCCGGCGAUUUGAUUUUAGUUUCUUUUCAGUGUAACGGAGUAACGAAAGCUCGUUUAUGUAGUUUCGGUAUAGUUUUUAUAUUAUCAUCCGGUGAUAACCGGACGGUCAGAUUCGGUUAACAAUUUAUA